Molecule: messenger RNA, 1344 nt
Organism: Aplosporella prunicola CBS 121167
Lineage: Eukaryota; Fungi; Ascomycota; Dothideomycetes; Botryosphaeriales; Aplosporellaceae
Exons: 2
Coding region: 1-1344 (447 amino acids)
Biological process (GO): secondary metabolite biosynthetic process
Molecular function (GO): FAD binding; monooxygenase activity
Source: RefSeq, a predicted model, not a curated record
AUGCCCCAACCCCCCAUCACCGUCCUAAUAAUAGGCGCCGGCUUCGCCGGCCUCACCGCCGCAAUCGAAUGCACGCGGCACGCGCAGCGCGUCAUUCUCCUCGAAGCGGCACCCGCACUCAAGCCCCUCGGCGACAUCAUCAGCCUGGGCCACAACGCCGGCCGCAUAAUCCAGCGCUGGGACGGCGGGCGCGUCGCCCGCGAACUCGCGCCGCUCUGCCACCGCAGCAGCGGCAUGGCGGUGCGCAGCGCCGACGGCGAGCUGCUUGUGCACCAGGAGUGGGCCGACAGCGACGCGGCGUUUGCAAAGGGCGACGGCGAGAAGUUCAACGGGCACCGCGCCGAGAUCCACGAGGUGCUGUGGCGGCACGCGCGGCGUGUGGGCGUCGACGUCCGGCUCGGCUGCCGCGUCGAACGCUAUUUCGAGAGCGCGGACGGCGCGGGCGUCGUCCUUGCUGGCAGCGGAGAGAAAGUCACCGCUGAUGUCGUGCUCGCGGCUGAUGGCGUGCGCUCGACGGCGCGGACCGCCGUGCUGGGCUACGAGGACCGCCCCAAGUCGUCCGGCUACGCGAUUUGGCGCGCGUGGUUCUCGGCCGAGGAGCUGGCGAAGGAGCCCCUGACGAGGCAUUUGGUCGUCGAUGGCGAUAGGCAUGAGGCCUGGAUCGGGCCCGACGUGCAUUUUAUCGCCGCGUCGCUCAAGGGCGGGAAGGACUUUAGCUGGGUGUGCACGCACAAGGACACCACCGACGUCAAAGAAAGCUGGUCCGCGCCCGGCAGCAUCGACGAAGCCCUCGCCGUGCUCGCAAACUGGGACCCGGUGGUGCGGGCCAUCGUGCGGCUAACGCCGCCCGCCCGCCUCGUCGACUGGAAGCUCGUCUACCGCGACCCGCUUCCAACGUGGGUCUCGCCCGGCCGCCGCAUCGCGCUGCUCGGCGACGCGGCGCACCCGUUCCUGCCCACGUCGAUCCAGGGCGCGAGCCAGGCGAUGGAAGACGGCGCCACGCUGGCCGUGUGUCUUGAGCUUGCCGGGACCGCAGGGACCGCAGGGACCGGUGCAGCGGAGGGGACUAGGGCUAGAAACGGGGUCCCAGAGGCGCUGCGCGCCUACGAGCGCAUCCGGUACGAGCGCGUGCGCAGGGCGCAGAAGACGGGCGAGUCCACGCGCGAUCGGUGGCACAAGGCGGAUGUGGAGCAAGUGAGGCGGGAUCCGGAUGCUGUCAAGCUGCCUCGCGAGGAGUGGCUGCUGGGCCAUGAUGCCGAGGCCCAUGCGUAUGCUGUUUAUGGGGAGACGGUUGAGCAGUUAAGGCGCGAGGAUGAGGUGGAGGUGAAGAGGUCGGUCCUUUAG